Molecule: messenger RNA, 747 nt
Organism: Neogale vison (American mink)
Lineage: Eukaryota; Metazoa; Chordata; Mammalia; Carnivora; Mustelidae
Gene: TMEM253
Product: transmembrane protein 253
Exons: 7
Coding region: 30-716 (228 amino acids)
Source: RefSeq, a predicted model, not a curated record
AGCACCGAACUCCAGUGGUCAGCGGAGCCAUGGAGGAGAGAAAUGCUCAGCGGGAGCAGGAAAGACCCAGUCUUCGUCUGGAAAAGCUACAGCACUGGGCAAAGGACAGGCAGAGCGGGCGCCUCUUGGUGCUGGCGGUGAGCCAGCUAUGGCUGGCAGUGGCUGUGGUGCCCUUUGCUAUCUCUGUUGCCUGCCUGAACUCUGCCUGUCACAUGGCCACAGCAUUGCCACUUGGGCCUGGAGCAUUGGGUCUCCUCACUGCGAUUGCCACUCUUGAGCUGCGCAGAGCACCCCGCCUCUGGAAGGUGCAGGCCAUGAUGAUACUCAACAUCUUCAGUCUGAUCUUGGGCUUCAUCGUUGUGGUGGUAGACGUGAUGAAGACAGCCUUGGGGGCUGCCUCAGCUGCCCCCUCCCAGCAGGCCGGCUUGCUGGCGGUGGAGCUAGGCACUGAGGCCUUCACCCUAGGGGGAGUGCUGGUCUCAGCAUACUCACUAUUCCUGCUGAGCCAGAGGAAGCCAGGAUGCUGCAGGAACCGGAGUCUGCUCUACCAGGAGCUGCAGGAGGGUCUGUCUGAGUUGGAGGAAGUUGCUGCUUUGGAGAAUGGUACCACCGUGGCCAGCACAGCAAAUGCAACAAAUGAAGAAUGCUGCUUUUCCGGACUUAGCCAAGCCCAGGCAUCAGUGAGGAAAGAGCGCGGCCUGGCUGCCUUGCCCUGACAUUGCAGUGGUGCCAGCGGCAGAGCUCCUG